This is a messenger RNA of Armigeres subalbatus, 1457 nucleotides long. RefSeq lists its product as uncharacterized. Gene Ontology annotation, molecular function: nucleic acid binding; zinc ion binding. The transcript is spliced from 2 exons. Lineage: Eukaryota; Metazoa; Arthropoda; Insecta; Diptera; Culicidae. The coding region runs from base 42 to 1235 and encodes 397 amino acids. The record is from RefSeq and is a predicted model, not a curated record.
UUGGUUGUAUUUAUUGAAGUCUCCACAUUAUCAGAAGUGGGAUGUUCCUGCGAAGUCAGAAGACAUCAAAUGAACUGGAUCCUUCCGGUGAUCAUUGUAAUGCUUCCUCUGAAGCUGCUGACAGAAUACUACAGGCUGAUGUUCGACAAGAAUCUGUAGGUAUCGCUGCUCAAUGCACUAUGAAUGCUACAAUUCCGUCAUUACAACCCAGUCAAGCAUAUACAAGUGGUGGUCACGGUGAUGGAUUUACAGCAAAUUCGUUUCCGGAUCGCAAUUUAUCAAGAAAUGAUGUGCAAAGAAGGUGUGAAUGCCAACCGAAUGUAUCAAGCAUUGGACUAGUACCAUCAAUCAAUAGUUAUCGUCUUGAAGAAGUUGCAACUUUCCUACCGUUAUUUUGGGGACGUGAGAAUGAAGAUAUCAACCAUUUUAUUGCAAUCGCAGAUAACACGAAGCGUGCACUUGGGUUGGAUAGUCAAACUAUGAAAUUAGUUGUCAUCAAGCAACUGAAAGGUACCGCAAGAACUUGGUUACACACACGAGCAGACUUCAUGUUGAAAUCUUAUGAGGAAACUCUGGAAGAUCUUCGCCAGACGUUUGGAGUGUCGGUCAACGGGUUUGAAUUGCGGAAACGAUUGGAGAAAAUUAGAUGGUUUGGUCGUGAGUCGUUUGCUGAUUAUUGUCAAUCGAAGAAGCUAAUCGCACAAAAGCUAAACUUAGAAGAAGCAGAACUUGUUGAAUAUAUUGUGGAAGGAAUUGGAGACGUAAUUUUAAAAAAUCAAGCCAGAAUUCAAAAUUUUAAGACGGUUACAGACAUCAUGCAAGCGUUCCGGAUGGUCAGAUUAGACGAUAGGACGUUUUCGAAGAAACCAAAUGUGUGCUAUUCCUGCAAUCAACCAGGUCAUUUUGCUGCUAACUGCAGGCAUUUUUCGGGUCAAAAAUCUGUAUCAACAUCAACCUUUCGGAAGCCAAACUACGAGAUCAAAAGACAACUAGCAGCAAACAGGCCCGUUAUCAACGCAGUUAUAAAUGAUGAGCGCUCGAAAGACGAUUUUACUGACGAAGGACAUAAUGGACUGGUAGAAUUCAAAUUUGACAAUUUUGAUAACUCUUUUAAAGCUUUAUUUGACACUGGGAGCCCUAUCUCACUUAUACGACGUGGUUUAAUUGAUAAACAAUGUAUUUUCCAAAAUUGCAAAAGCAAACGUUAUCAGGGUAUAGAAUUAAAUUCGCUGUAGUACCAGAUAGGGUGCUUGGUCACGUUGAUGCUAUCAUUGGACGAGAUGUCAUUAUGCGUUCAGAAAUUCGGACAGUAAUUAAUCGAAAUAUUAAAAUUAAUCAAAUUAGCAAUUUUAACUCGAACCCUGAAACCAAACUUAAUGAAAAGGUAAAUAUACAAUUAAUAUGCAAUGUUAGCUCAGAUGUUCUUGAUGUUGUUAAACGAAACAUUGGAGAAAUAA